This is a messenger RNA of Camelus dromedarius (Arabian camel), 540 nucleotides long. Its product is annotated as lysozyme-like protein 1. Gene Ontology annotation, biological process: fusion of sperm to egg plasma membrane involved in single fertilization. The record is from RefSeq and is a predicted model, not a curated record. Bases 76 to 522 code for a protein of 148 amino acids. The transcript is spliced from 4 exons. NCBI's taxonomy places the organism in Eukaryota, Metazoa, Chordata, Mammalia, Artiodactyla, Camelidae. Gene Ontology annotation, molecular function: lysozyme activity. Gene Ontology annotation, cellular component: acrosomal vesicle; sperm flagellum.
UAUUCUCUGGAUGAAGCAAAGUUGUCUGACCUGCUCUCUGAUCUUUGACAGGUUCUGCCUUCGACAGGUCUGGGGAUGAAGGCUGCCAGCAUUUUGACCCUGAUUGGCUGCCUGGCCAUGGCCGCUGAGCCCAAAGUCUACACUCGCUGUAAACUGGCAAAAAUAUUUGCAAGGGCUAACCUGGACAAUUACCAGGGCUUUACCCUUGGAAACUGGAUCUGCAUGGCGUACUAUGAGAGCCGCUACAACACCACGGCUCAGACCAACCUGGAGGACGGAAGCAUUGACUAUGGCAUUUUUCAGAUAAACAGUUACACGUGGUGCCGGCGUGGGACGCUACAAGAGAGAAACCACUGUCACGUAGCCUGCUCAGCCUUGAUCACUGACGACCUCACAGAUGCGAUUGUCUGUGCCAAGAAAAUUGUUAAAGAGACAGAAGGGAUGAACUACUGGCAAGGCUGGAAGAAAAACUGUGAGGGCAGAGACCUCUCUGAGUGGAAAAGGGGGUGCAAUGUUUCAUGAAUUGGAAUUGCUCCAAGG